Molecule: messenger RNA, 8092 nt
Organism: Anguilla rostrata (American eel)
Lineage: Eukaryota; Metazoa; Chordata; Actinopteri; Anguilliformes; Anguillidae
Gene: plagl2
Product: pleiomorphic adenoma gene-like 2
Exons: 5
Coding region: 487-2196 (569 amino acids)
Biological process (GO): regulation of transcription by RNA polymerase II
Cellular component (GO): nucleus
Molecular function (GO): sequence-specific DNA binding; DNA-binding transcription factor activity, RNA polymerase II-specific
Source: RefSeq, a predicted model, not a curated record
CUGACGUCACACUCCCACAAUGCUCGCGCCCCAUAACUCUGCUGCUGCAGCCUGAGGAGAGCGAGACACACUCAGGCCCCGAAAAAAGAAAAAUAAUUUUAAAAAUUUGGAAAAAAUAAUAAAACAACAGAUCGAGGAGAGAAAGACCGGGAAAGGUGAUGUGGGGGCUCCCACGUGACACCAUUUUGCACCAGAGCUCUUACAAUGGCAAGGACAGUGAAGAUGUACAGCAAAACCAUUCAUUCACCCCCAACUGCCACUGUUGGAACCGGGUGAGAAAGGGGAAUCCACACACCAGUUCUCACAAGAAAUUUCACACCUGCAGACACACAGAAGAUACAGACAGAAGCCUUGGCUGAAUCCUAUCCAGCUCCUGGCUGUGACCUGUACCCCACUCACUACUAUACCCAGCCACCACCCAAGCAGAGCCUGGAAGGCAGGGGAGGCACAGCCAUUUUUUCAUGGCUCCGGCACCCUAGGGCUGCCAUGGCAGCUGCUGCCGCCGAUGCCCCACGCCAGAUUACCGCACUGAGCCCGGAGGAAGAGGAACGACGAGCCGCCGCCAAGCUGUUCGGAGGCACGCCGCGAUCAGGGAGAGAGAGUGAGCCAGAGAGGGACAGAGAGAGGGAGUGGGAGAGGGAGAGACACAGAGAGAGGGAAAGGGAGAGUGCGGGAAGAGCCACCGGGAUCGUGUGUCCAGUGUGCGGGGUUCUCUUCAGCUCGCAGGACAAGCUCCGCCUCCACGCCUACUGCCAUACGGGAGAGAAGCCCUUCCGCUGUUCCCAGCCGCACUGCAUUAAGGCCUUUGUCUCCAAGUACAAGCUUUUCAGGCAUAUGGCCACACACUCCCCACAGAAGACCCACCAGUGCUCAUUCUGUGAGAAGAUGUUCCACCGCAAGGAUCACCUGAAAAACCACCUGCAGACCCACGACCCCAACAAAGAGGCCUUCAAGUGCGAAGAGUGCGGCAAGAACUACAACACCAAGCUGGGCUACAAGCGCCACAUGGCCAUGCACGCGGCCACCAGCGGCGACCUCACCUGCAAGGUGUGUCUGCAGAGCUACGAGAGCACGCCCGUGCUGCUGGAGCACCUCAAGAGCCACUCGGGAAAGUCCUCGGGCGGGGCCAAGGAGAAAAAGCACCCCUGCGACCACUGCGACCGCCGCUUCUACACGCGCAAGGACGUGCGACGCCACAUGGUGGUGCACACCGGCCGCAAGGACUUCCUGUGCCAGUACUGCGCCCAGCGCUUCGGCCGCAAGGACCACCUGACCCGGCAUGUGAAGAAGAGCCACUCGCAGGAGCUGCUGAAGAUCAAGACGGAGCCGCCGGACAUGUUGGGCCUGCUGGGUACCGGCUCUCCGCCCUGCCCUGUAAAAGAGGAGCUCAGCCCCAUGAUGUGUAUGGGCCCCUCCAAGGACUCCCUGAUGGGCAAGCCCUUCCCCGGUGCUUUCCCCAUGGGCAUGUACAACCCCCACCUGCAGGCUAUGUCCAACUCAGGGGUGUCCCACCACUCUCUGGUGUCUGGGUCGCUGUCUGCUGCCAUGGGAAUGGGCUGCCACAUGGAAUCCCCCUCCCCUCUCCACCAUCCCCACCCUCACCAUCACCACCACCACUCCCCCCCUCCCCUCCAGCAGCCUCAACAGCAGCAGCACCCCCAGCCACCACCCAAGUACCAGCUUGGAUCUACCUCAUAUCUACUGGAGAAGCCCCUGAAGGUGGAGAUGGAGAGCUUCCUGAUGGAUCUGCAAAGUGGCCUGCCAGUGCCACCCCCAGUGGAGCCCCAUGGCAACUCCCCGCCUAAGGAGGGGCUGGAGCACACUCAGGCCCUGCAGGAUGAUCUUUGUGGGGAGCACCUCUUGUCCAAGAGCCCGGCCGUCAUUGCCGAGUCUCUGUGUGCUGCUAACAUGGACUUCUCCCACCUGCUGGGUUUCCUGCCUCUCAACCUGCCCCCCUACAACCCCCCCAUGAGUGCCAGUGGCCUGGUGAUGGGUUACUCCUCCUCCUCAUCCUCAUCUUCCUCCCACGCAGCCGAGCCCCACGCAGCGCCUCUUACCUCUUUGCAACCGCAACCUCAGGAGCCCCAGGGCUCCAGUGGGGGCCUCAGCCUGGGGCCCCUGCACUCGCUCCCUCCAGUGUUCAGCACCAGUCUCAGCACGACCACCUUGCCUCGCUUCCACCAGGCGUUUCAGUGAGGGCCGCUCCCCACUCUGCCCUGCCACCCAGGGUCCAGGGGUCAAGGGUCAGGGGUCAAAACACUUGAACACUUAGAAGCCUUAAUUAAAGCGCACAAAAGCUUUUGAUUGAGCCCGGAGGAAGCUAAAACCCUUUAUUAAAAAAAAGAGACUAAGAAGCUUUUAUUUAGGCUUGCAUUCAAUACUUUAGCUGUUGUUUUUUUGUUAACCCCCCUUUCCCCAGCCCUACCCCUUUCUGUAGUUAGAGGCAGCAUCAAUGAGCCAGAAGGCAUGGUACUGCAGUCUAUAUAAAGUAAUAAUAUUGAUAAAAAAUUACAAAGAUUAAUUUAGAGAAGAUAAUCUGUGUUAUUAUUCAGAAAGACUAGCUUGAAGUGGAUUAUGAUAAUUUUGCUUUUCCAAAUGUGAGAUGUAACCAGCUACAUUGUCUCUCCUUUCUCCCUUGCCAGUAAGGUCUUGAAGUAAUUAUUCUUGAACGUAAACUGUCUUCACAGACAGGAGUGAAAAAUUAGUGGAGGAGUGAAGUAAUCACAUCAAGCCCAAAGGUCACACUUGAAAGGGAAGAGUCACCUCAGAGUAUCUCACAGAUGGAUAAGACUCAACCAUGCAUAAAAAGAGCAGUGCUUCUCUUUAUUAUUAGAAUCUAACAAUGUUUUUGUUUAAACCAAAUUAUAGAAACUAUUUUUAAAAAAGCAAACGCGUAUCUGUUGUUGUAAGACAAAUUUGCGGAAUGUUCAUAUAAUAGCAAGUAUUACUCUGAUGAGAUCUGAAAGAUUCACAAAGGAGCAAAAGAGUCCUUUUAAAUCCGACAUAUACAUAAAGAUGCCACAGUAGUAGUGUGAAGUGUCCAAGUCUCUGUUCUCUAAUCUGGUGUUUGGCUGACACAGAGAGAACGUUUUUUUGCCAUUUUUAUGAAGCUAUAUCAUUGCAAAACAUUGCAACACUGAACACAGUUUGGUCAGCGAAGUGAUUCAGCAUUGAAAAACACAUUUGCAGAAGUGCAAGUUGCAGAGAACGAAGGAGAGAUGGUAGAUUAUUUUAAAGAAAAGCUAUACAAAUGUCAGUUUCUCUGCUGUCAUUCUGUGUGAUACGACAGUCCAGGGAAAAUUACUUUUAGUGGGAGACAGAAUGAGGCUUUGUUAAGUGAAGCACUUUUACAGCAGAUGGCACUUCACCUGUUGGAGCUGGCUGAGCGACUCCAAAAACUUGUGGAAAUGUGGCUAGCCCUUCCCCUGUGGUUCUCCAGCCAAAACAAUCCAGCAACAAACAUGACCAAACCAAAUAAGCCACCAACCUUGUAAUAUGGCCAGCAGCCUUUUAAUAUGGAAACUAGUCCAGGAAACCGAAACAGGCCUAUAGCCCUAAUGAUCCCAUAAAGUGAUUUGGUUUUUAUCUUCUACACCAUCUUCCUUCUGGCACUAAUUUUUGAUGGGCCUUCACAAGACAGAGAGACAGCUUCUGCUCCAACCCGCUUUGUGUUAAAAAUCUUGAGAAGAAUCAAAUAUAUAUAUCUUAGGCAGUUUAUUUUUUCCUAGAAAUUCAUGGUAAUAAUAACCCUGACAUAUGUGAAUAGUAAACAAAAAUAACAAUGACAAUUAAAACUUGUAUAAGAAUAUUUUUGCAGUGUACAAAAUACAACAUCAAAAAUAUAUAUUAUAAUUGCUUUUAUUUCAGUAAAGUGUAAAGUAGGUAGAUAGAUUAUUAAAAACAAAUUGCUGAUGGUUUUUUUAUUGUCUGGCAGGUUUACAUUUGUGUGUAUCUUGCAUUUAAUUGAUCAAAACAUGGAUGAAGUAUUAGCUUUCUCUAUUAGCAUUAUUUUAUGUUCGUUUCCCUUUCAUGUAUGUGAGAAAAAAAUCAAGAACCUCAACUGUGGAUAGACAGAAGUAAAAUAUGGCAACAUACCAAAUUAGGAAGGGCUUAGUGUUUUACAUUUUACUCUGCCUCUAAAAGAGGGCAUAAUGGAAACACCCAUAUGUACAAAAAGCUGAUUAUGAAUUCUCUACUUUCUCACAACAUGGCGACCUCAGCAUUGUCAGAAUAUAUGUUUAGCCCUGUUAGCUUUGGAUAUAAUUUCACCUCUACUGGACAAGUUCUCAUGUGAAACAAAUUUAAAGUAAUUAUUCCCUCUUUCUUUGUUCUUUUUUUUUUUUUUAGCAAAAACCAACUUCACUAUGGAGAUGAAAAUCCAAAUGGCAGGAUUUUGACCGUUUUGAUGAGGGUCAGUUGAACCCUGUUAAUAUCCUCCACUGCUUUGCAGUCAGAACUGAAGCACCAUGAGAAGUGAGUUUUAACAGGGUUCCUUAAAAAAGAGAAGAAAAAACAAAACAAACCAUAGCAUGUCAUUGCUGACUCAUGUUGUGUGAAGAACAUUUAACGCAAAGGAACAUUUCAGUUUUCAUAUUUUGUUUUGAGUUAUAAACUGUAGUGCAUGGUGUCUUUUCAAACCAAACAAAACCGUUGCUAAGAGUAUGUGGACAGCUGUGCUUUCCUAGCUAGGCACAGUACUUGUGUACAGACCUCAAAUGCCCCACAAACACAAAGUGUUCAGUUAUCCUGAACCACAAAAUGUCUUCCACCAUCGCCAGUUCCAAACUGCUCUUCUGGCCACAGUAACUUGCUUCAGUUAGGGCAAUAACGUUUUGACACUACAAUACAAACCUCGGCUUUACCAUUCAAAGGCUUUUCCUGGUUGACAGUUUGAAUUGUCAAUGUUGGUUUAUUGCUUUCAAAAUAUUGUCUUUAGAAAAUGUAAAAAAGGAAGGAGAGGGAAAGUGCAAAAAGCUAUUUCCACAACAUGAGUCUGUUUGACUACAUUAUGUGUGUGAGCAACACAUCAGUGCAUCAUCACCUUCAAAAUGCUGAGACUAAAAACAGUAGACAAUUUGCCGAACCACUUCCCCCUUUGUGCCGUGAAAUGCAUGUAAUCUAUGAAAGAAGAGAAAUAAUUCACAAUACAUUAACAGUUCAGCUGCUGCUUCAAGCUAUGGUUCUUAGUAACUGUAGACCACUAUAAACUAUUUCAAACUGCUAGGUCUAAAGCAGACUGUGCACAGCAAUACUCUUUUACACCUUCAUUUCCUCUUCUCUGUAAUGUGUAUGGCUGCUUCUUAGAUUGAAAAUAGAAUAAAAAGGGUAUAGGCAUAGCAAAUGAUUACAAUAUCAAGAACAAAAUGCCAUCAGUGUGGUCUUUGACAUUCAAAGUAUGGGACACCCAGUUGGGAUAUUGCUUAUUAUUUUUGUUGUCAUAUGAAAUAUUUUUUUCUGUUAUUGAAACAGGACCUCGAAACAACACAACGCAUCACCUCAUUUUAUUUUUUCUUACCAAAAACCUGGGGAGAAGGAACUACAAUUUGCACAAUUGCUUAUUCAAAUAUUAUGAUAAACAUUUGAUAUUGAUACUGUACAUGUGAAAUUUGAGGUCACCAAGGGUAUUCUCCAGUGGUACAAAUCAUUGUCUUCCCUAUUCUCUUCAUAGUAUGUUACAGUUUGUGCUUGAAUCAGUCAGUUUAAAAUAAUUACCAAUGGUUUAUUUGUAAAUUAAAACCUGGGAAAUGGUUUUGACAGAGGGUUACAUUUAUAAAUCUUCUUUCAUCUGCUGUUUAGGGUCAUUUAGUCUCCUUUAAUAACUGAUCCAGCACCAGCUGACCCAAAUCUUUACUGCCAAUGAGUUUUGUAUCUGUUAAAUGCUGAAAUUUAAUGUAAUGAUGCUAUUGCUCUUCACAGGGCAUAUGCAUGUAUGCACAUCUGACAAAGCAAUUUCCCUUAAUUUAAUCUUCAAAUAAUUCCCGAAACCACAUUAUAUUAGAAUCGUAAGUACCAACACAAGUAACAUUUACAGUUUUUGCUUUUUCCAUCAAGAGACAAGGAAGCCCUGAUAGUGUGUUAACAUACCAAUUUUAUUAAAAUUAAUUAUGUGAAGGUCAUACCAUUUUAAUUAAAAUUAUUACAUUGAUUUGAACCUGGAAAUUUUAUGUGAAGUUAUCUUGAGCAUAUUCAUUUUUUAAGAAAAAAGAAGAAAGCUCUUGUCAUCUCUUCAGUUUUUUCUCUCCAGGUUUCUGUGAGCUUAUCUGAAUUCUAGCACUUUCAAACCUUUAAAAAGAGUAUUUUUCCUUUUUAAAUUCAGCCUUGUUUUGUUUGUAUGUUUUUAAUUUUGUACUUGAUAAUGUACAUGUAAGUGCCAUUAGUCUGAUGUGUAGAUUUUAUUAAUCUUUGUGUAUGUAUGUUUCUUUUUUUUUUUUUUAAGAAUAACAGUAUUUUUGAUAGACUCACUAAUAUCUUCCAUGCCCCUUCCUGGAGAAGAAGGCUGCUUUUCUCAAUUUACCAUUCAGUGAAUUUUAAGAAAAGCAGAAAAAAAAGAACUACAACAGCGUUGUUACAGCUCCUCAAACUCUAGGGAAACUACUCCCCACCUCAAAUCAAAUAUAAGUUGUGUCUUUAGAACUCAUGCAGUCUAAAGCAUUGGGAACAGAAGGCCAAAAUUCCAGAACCGUUUCUGUAAAAAUAGAAAAAAGAAAAAAAAACUUGAUUGUGGUCAAAUCCAACUUUAUUUGAAUUUUAAUCUUUAAAAAGAAAACCCUAUUUUGGUUACAGGUUGAGCUGAAAUAUAACACUGACUGCAUAUAUAUAUAUAUAUAUAUAUAUAUGGUUUUUAUUUUGAAAGCACUUUUAAUUUGUCUUGAUGUGUCAGGUAAGGGCUGAGUGGCACACAAUGCUGAAUACAGUUAGGGUCUUCUGUGCUGAGCUAACUUUGCACACUGAGAUAUGCCCUGACCAGUCAAUGGAACUAAACGACCAAGGACCUCUCUUGGUCAUGUCUCCAACAUCUGGUCAAAGAGUUAAACUGUUAUUUAAGUGAAAUAACUUCUUAAAUAGCACCUGUGACAUCCUCCAGCUUCAGCCUGCAAGUGCAGAUGCACUUCAGAAUAAGACUGAGUGGGACAGUUUGGGCCGUGACAGGUGAGCCUGUGUGAUUUAACGUGGAUGGCAUUGAAUCUCACAUUUUGCUCUCCUUCAUGGGGAUGGGUGGGGCAUGUCCUCAAAAUGUGCAACUCCGAGGGAUUGGGGCCCUCAAACAGGCAGAGCAUCUCAUUUUUCAGUGGUGCUGAUGGGAGGUGAAGUCCAGACAUGGUUUAAAUACACAGAGAGACCUGUGGACGUCACCUUCCAGCAGUGUCGCAGUGAAAUUGUGAUGUUCUGUUUAUCAAGCUCAUUCCUGCUCUUGGCCAUCUGUGGUUUGACUGAGCUGUAACUAGCUGUAGCUACACCUUGUUGUCAUGGUUCUGCCUGAUUUUUACCUCCUUUGUACCUACUAGUGCUGCACUUAUCCUCAAAUGUACUACACUAGUACAUUUUUCUGUACUAGUAGGUACAAGACACAAAGUUAAGGGAAUAAAAACAUGCAUCCAGGAAGAUAUAAAUCUGAUUAAAUACAUUUCUUUGCUUUAUGAUGAGAAACUGGGUACUGUCUAGUAUAGACAAAAUCCACAUGUAGUUUCAUAUAUUUUAGCUUAAUGUAAGUCUUGCAUUCCAAGCUCUUUAUGUAUCUUGUUUAGACAUAGUCAUUUUAUUUUUAGUAUUCUCUUGUUACCGGCACCUGCAAAAAAGGUGAAAGAAACAUAAAAGGAAUAUUUGCAUUCAUCCUACACUAUUUUAUAUAGCAUGGAGUUUGACUACAGGGAGAAUUGUACAAAAAAAAUGCUUCAGUGACAAAUUGUCUGCCUUUCUUGUGACACAUUUCACAUGCAAUCAGUUGCUGCAAUGUAAAAUGACAGAUGUGUAUAUUGGUUGAUCCAAAGAAAAGACAUUACAACAAACCUAUUUACUUAUUGUACAGUACAAUGUACUUUUGACUUGUAAUGUGUCAUGUUAAAUGAUUAAAAGACAAACCCACGGUUUCAUA